Brassica napus (rape) is the source of this 4416-nucleotide messenger RNA. RefSeq lists its product as uncharacterized. The coding region runs from base 947 to 2626 and encodes 559 amino acids. The transcript has 3 exons. The record is from RefSeq and is a predicted model, not a curated record. Gene Ontology annotation, molecular function: protein dimerization activity. NCBI's taxonomy places the organism in Eukaryota, Viridiplantae, Streptophyta, Magnoliopsida, Brassicales, Brassicaceae.
UUAAUUAUUUAUUUUUGUUGCAAAUCUCUUUAAUGAUAAUUAGUUGAUAUUUUUUUGCCAUGUCUUUAAUUAAUGAGACUAAUCGAUUAAUGUUAAAGAAAAGUCUUGCAGCAAAGUUAACAGAGAUUUUCAUUAAUUACAAAUAGAAUAUGUUAUGAUUAUCAAGAAGAUGACUUGUUCUUCUUCUCCACAGAGUUUGUUGAAUAUGCUACGCCUUAUGUUCUGUAGUCUGUACAACGAAAAAAAAAACAUUUUGUUUGUUUGGUGAGAAAUUAACAAGAACUUGCACGUUACGUUACAACUAAAAGGAACCAGAAUAUGUAACAUGUGUCUUAAGGCCAUGUCGAGAAUCGACCUCAAGAGGGUUCUCUGAAUAUGCAGUUUUUAGUUGUUUAGUUUAUAUAUGGUUAAUUCUCUCAAAUAGCAUUUUUAAGUUUUUGUUAUAAAAAUAGCUAUCAAAAAGAAAAGUGAUCUUUUAAAAUUUUUAAUAUUUAUUUUUUAUUUUUUUUUAAAUUUGAAAUUAUAUCCCAAACUACACUCUUUAACUUUAAACCUUAAAUCUAGAUUAGUUAAUCCUAGGGUAAAAACAAAUUUUUACUCUUUAAUAAAAUUUAUUUUGGUCACUUUUUUUAUCGAACACUAUUUUUGUGAUAAAAACUUAAAAAAUGCUAUCCUAGAUGGUGAAUGAAUGUGAAAAAUUAAUAGUGAAGGUUCAUGUGAAAGAGAGUAACCACAACAAGGAAAUGGACCUUCAUGUAGACAAUUACUGACGGAGGCAAAACACGCGUUCCCUCACUUUCCCUCUCUCUCUAUCUUUCUCAGGAUUAGAGAAACCAAAGUUUCUUCCUUUUUGUAUCUGACUCGACGCUUUGACUCAGCCACUCAGGUGAAGAAAACUAGCAACGGGUUGGAGGACGAGUCUUUGAAUCGUUUGGUGCUUGCUUCCAUGGACAUUCACGAGCAUGGAGUUCUGGUGGGGAAGGAGAAGAGGCGGCGGAUUCAAUGCAAACACUGCGGAAAACAAAUGUCUGGCUGGUAUCGUCUGAGACAUCACUUGAGUGGUGUAGGUGGAGAUGCAACUCCCUGUGUACAAGUCACAUCUUCUGUUAGAGAGAUGUUUCGUACUACUACUACUACUACUGGUCCUAAGCGUGGGAGAACCGGAGAUAGCGAACAUGUUUGGUGCUCAUAUCCAAACUGUUUGGACUUUUCAUCCAAUGGAUUCAGAGAAAUGAUGAUGACUGUGAGUGGCCGUACCAUCCCUGAUCCUCACGGUUCGAUGUUUGGAGAAGUGUUGAAGGAAGUGGAAGAUCAUGUGGAGAAGGUUAAAGAUUCUUGGGGGGUUACGGGUUGUAGUAUCUUGCUUGAUGCUUGGGUUGAUCGCAAAGGCCAUGAUCUUGUUACUUUCGUCGCGGAUUCUCCAGCUGGUUCAGUUUAUCUGAAGUCCUUUGAUGUUUCUGAUAUAAAACAUGACAGCGAGGCUUUGAUAUCGAUAGUAGAUGGUCUUGUUGAUGAGGUUGGAGUGAGUAAUGUGGUUCAGAUCAUUGCGUGUUCAGCUUCUGGUUGGGUUGGUGAGUUAGGUGAGGCUUAUGUGGGCACCAAGAAGGGAGUCUUCUGGUCUGUGAGUGUGUCUCACUGCUUCGAGCUUAUGCUGAUGAAGAUUGGGGAAAUAGAUUCACUUGGAGAGAUAGUUGAAGCUGUCAAUAUGAUCACAGAUUACGUCAACAGCAACCCUUUGGCUUUGAAGCUUGUCAGAGAUCAAGAUCACAGCCAUGGACUACUAGACAUGGCUGUACUCUCCUCCGAGUUUGAGUUUUUCAUGCCGUACUUAACCGUAGAGAGUAUUUUCAGAGCCAGGGACGAGUUAGCAGCGAUGUUUGCUUCUUCAUCUGAUUGGAACAAAGAAGAAGAAGACAUAGCGAUAUCCAACUUGGUGAAUGAUUCGAGUUUAUGGGAAAGUGUUGAGAGAGUUCUGAAAUGCUCGUCUCCUUUGAUUCACGGUUUAAUCUGGCUCUCUAGUGCUAACAACAAUCAGCAUGUUGGACAUGUCUAUGACAAUAUGGAUGUCAUUAAGGAGAGUAUAGCGAGGGAGUUUGAUAACGAUGAACUGUGUUACAUGCCGUUAUGGGAUGUGAUUGAUGAUGUCUGGAACAAGCUUCACAGUCCUCUUCAUGCUGCUGGAUACUUCCUGAACCCGGCUGCUUUCUACUCGACUGGUUUCCAUCUUGAUGCAGAAGUAGCCAUCGGUCUUAUCUCCUCUCUUGUUCAUAUUGUAAAAGAACGUGACGUUCAAGUUAAAGUUGCCACUCAGCUUGAUGUAUACAAAGUUCGUGAAGGCUGCUUUAACGAGACCAGUCAAGCUGAUCAGGUUUCUGGAUUGUCUCCAGCUGAGUGGUGGGCUGAGAAGGCGAGCCAGCACCCGGAACUGCAGAGUUUCGCUAUUAAGGUUCUGAGCCAGACAUGUGAAGGCGCUUCCAGGUACAUGCUGAAGAGAAGAGUAGCAGAGAAGCUGCUGCUCACGAGGGGAAUGAGCCGUUGUGAGAAACAGCAUCUGGAAGAGUUGGCGUUUGUUCAUUACAAUCUUCAUCUACAGAGCUGCAGAGCCAAACUAAGUGAAGAGCAGUGAAGAGAUUGUGCUGCAAGGUAUGUUCAUUUAUGGGACUGGCCUGUUCAGAUUAGCCAAUGCGCAGACAUUAGUUUAGUAGUUUGUACUUUCCUUGAAGUUUAUAUUUUAAAUCAAAGCUGGUGAGAAUAUUGGAUAUCACGGGAUAGAGUAGUUAUUGGCUUACCCAAAAUUUGUGUUAUAUGUUAAUAAAUGAAUAAAGUCCCACAUCAUUAGUUUGAGAAAUAAUUAACUAACAUAUAAAAAAUAGAGUCAAUCUAAUUAUAGAUAAUUGAUUUUAAGUUGGAAAUCCAUGAUAAUCCUAAAUUUAACAUACUUUUUUUCAUCUAGAACCUAUCCUCCCACCUCGUUAUUGUGAGUAUGUGACUUGACUACAAUAAACCGGGUCUUUCAUUUCCUACAUCGAAGAAAUGGUUAGGUUCUUUCUUGUAUUCUUUAAAUAUCGCAUAUAAGUAUAACACGGUAGUAGUUGAACCCAAUAAAAUAAGAGACGUGACCACAGUCUACUAUCAUAUUCUUAUUGAGUGAGUUACGUAUUCAGACACUUUUUUCUCUUUUUUGUCAUGAUAAGGCACUUCCUGCUAGAGGCACACUUUCUUUCCUUUCUCCUCCAUGUGUUUGUACAUAAUUAUCCUUACGUUCGGUUAAAAGAAAUAAGAAGCUUGGUUUGUAGGGACCAAUUUUAACUAUAGUAGUUGGGUCACUUUCUUUUAUUCGUAUUUUAUAUCUCCUCAAACCAAAGCAAAUGAAAAGACAUGUUUCUUUCUUUUUUUAAUUAUUAUUGUUUGUUUUACCUAGUUUUAGUUUGUUUUGUUUAUUUUAAAUUUAAGGAUAUAUUUGACAAAUUUGUUUGAUAUACUAAAUUAUGUUUUUUUAUUUUCUAUAAUUUGAUAUCCAUUUUGAUAUGUUUUCUUGUUAUAUUUCAAAAGAUACAAAUGAAAAAUGUGGACAAAAGAGUUGUGGAUAGAAACAUUGUAAUUGUGUACAUCCAACUAUUGUGGAUGGAUAUAAUCAUAUGAUAUGUUUUCCUUUUUUAAAUAUUACUUUAUCAAUCCUUUCUAUUUCUUUAUGUGAUUAUUUUAACAUAUUAAAGUAUAUAACUAAAUAAAUUUUUGAUAUCAUAAAUUUUAUCUUUUUGUUCUUUACAUUUUUAGAUCUAUUUUAGUAUAUUUUUACAAUCUAAAUAUGAAAAAAUCAUAUCAACAAAAAAUAACCGUGUAUAUAGAAAAAAUGUGGACAUGGACACAUUUAAUGUUUUCAAUUGUAUUUUAAUGUUUGUGUUAGUGGAUGAGAUCUUUUUUUAAAAAAAAUGAUUGGUUCUUUAUUUUAUUAUUGUUUAUACCACCUAAUGUUUUCAAUUGAUUUUAUUUCAAACUUUUAAGAGUUAUAAAAUGAAUAUACUAUUACAAUAAUUUUUAUAUAUAAUUUUCUAUUUUUGACAUCAUUUUAUAUAUAUCAUAUAUGUAUAUAUAUCAACGUUUACAAAAACAAAUAUGUCGACAUGGACAUGAACUAAAUAUGUGGAUGUGGACGACAUGUGUAGAUAAAAAUUUGUAGACAAAAGUGUUUUCAUUACUUGAAAGAGAAAACAAAGGUCUGGAGACAAUGACUCAAACCAAAAUGUGAGGUGCGGAUGUGGAUGUGUUUAUCUCAUCUAAAUCAAGAAAAUGUUUUGCACAUUUUAAAAAAAUUGGGUGAAAGCGUGAAUAACCAAAACGUGAGGGACCACAAAUUUAAAAAAAAACUGAAAAUUCACCAUUGUUGCUCUCACUUUCUAGCAUGACCCAAAUCAC